This is a messenger RNA of Otolemur garnettii (small-eared galago), 4416 nucleotides long. RefSeq names its product serine and arginine rich splicing factor 4 (gene SRSF4). Gene Ontology annotation, cellular component: ribonucleoprotein complex; cytoplasm; nucleus. Lineage: Eukaryota; Metazoa; Chordata; Mammalia; Primates; Galagidae. Gene Ontology annotation, biological process: mRNA splice site recognition; alternative mRNA splicing, via spliceosome. Gene Ontology annotation, molecular function: mRNA binding. Bases 2959 to 4416 code for a protein of 485 amino acids. The transcript has 8 exons. The record is from RefSeq and is a predicted model, not a curated record.
CCUCAAGCUCCUAGGAUCAAGGGAGCUUCCCAAAUAGCUGGGAUCCCAGGCACAAGCUGUCAGAUUUGGCUAAUUUUUCUGUUUUUUAUAGAAAUAGGGUCUUAACUAUGUUACCCCAGCUGGUCUUAAACUCCUGCCCUCAAGUGAUUCUUCCUCCCUAGCCUCCCCAAAUGUCCGGAUUUUAGGCAUGAGCCACCAAACGUGGCCUCACAUUUUUAAUUUAUGAUUUUGUGUGAACCAUAGUGUGUUAUCAGGGAAUAGUUGACUCCCUUUUUUUUGUGAAACCUUUUACUUACCCUCAGUAUUGAUAAAUGUCAGAAAAUUGAAAUGUACAUAGGUGAUUGUGUUUGCCUCCCCCUAAUUUAAGGAAAGCCAUCUUGGCAUUAAGAUACCAAAAUAAUGCAUUUAGUUAUUAUGGGGUUACUGUUAGAAUAGUUGGCCCACAAACUAGUUAUAGUUACACCAGUCUGCUGUAUGUUGCUUUCUGGGUGGUCCCAUUUUAUAGGAUAGGAAUAAGGUGGCAGCCUAGUGAAAGUGAAAUAGGUUGGCAAACUUAGUUCAUUUUUGAAACCAUUUUGGAUGGUUCAAACAAGUUGGCAGAUAGGCUCAGAACAGUUACAGUAAGAAUAAGACUAAUUACAAAUUUGAUGCAGAUUGUUCUAUAUCUCUUAUUCUGCAGGGAUUUUGUUUUAAUUGUUUUUAAGAUAAUGAUUAUUCUUUUUCCUCAAUUCAAUAAGUAAGUAUUCUUUUAAAGAUGGACUGACAAAAUCUGCAAUGUGGACUUAAUACCAUGAGCUUGAGUUUUAUUAUUUCUUUAUAAUUAGAGGUUUUUUCAAUAAAUGGUUUAUUUUGUCAGAAAGGAAGAUCACAAGUCAGAUUUUCCUGCCAAUAUAUUGGUGUCCUCGUUGCAGAGAUAAAGUUUCUUAAUGAUUUUUUUACCUUUAUCUUCCUAGACUGGUUGAUAGUUCAUAGGUUUGGUUCCAUUAGCGGAGAAUAAAUGUUCACAACUCACUAGUAUUAGCGCACAACUGAUGUAGAAAUGAUAUUUCCCAUUUAAUAUUUCUGAUGGAAUGCUGAUAUUCAUGUGGGCAUUUUUUUCUUCCAUGGUAUAGCACAUAUCUAGUGAAACUGAUUUUCUGUGCUCCUACAGCUUGUAUUUCUCAAAGUCUAGUCUAACAGACCACUUCUUUCCAUUGAUGUGUAGGAAGCAAUAGAACAGGUUUUAGAUUAGGACCUGGGUUUUGAAGAAUCCCAGGUAUUUGGGCAUAGCAUUGGCAAGUUACUGGACUGCUCUAACUUUGUUCCUACAUCUGUGAGAGGGCAGUAAACCCCAGAGUUGUGAAAAUUGAAUGUAUUAUGUGUGUAAAGCACUUAAACAUAAUGCAUGAUCCAUAAUAAGAUGUUCAGAAAAAUAGUAGUUUAUCGUUACAAAGGAACUUGAAGGGAGAGUCCUAAUGGGCUAGAGUAAUCAUGUUACAAUAAUGUGUUAAUCACACAAAAUAUUUUUUUUGGUUGCUGCUGUAAUUGUAGUGUAGGUGGAAGGCUGUAAACUUUCUAGCAUUUGAAUUCUAGCCCAUUUUUCCUUACAUUUAUACUUAUAUUUAUAAUUUUUGGUCUUAGUUACCAUUCCUUGUGAAACUAAAUGCAUUUUUAAAUUCGUAUUAUUGUCAGUAUUCAUUCACAUCCACCAUGUCUAGAUCCAGCUCUUCAUUUUCUCUGUGCUGAUCUGAUUUUUGCCAAACCUUAGAACCAAAGACAGACUCUAGGGGUUGAUAUGGGACCUCCAAAAUGGGGAUUGCACAGAAUAAUCUUAUUUUUCCUCUAUUCUUCUAGUCUGUUAUGUUCUGAACCCACACAUGUUUUCGGAAGGACCAGAUGGCUGACACUGGCUAAUGGGAACCAAAAGACAAGAGUGAAAGUAACCUGGUUGUCAUAUACCCCCAGCUUAGAGGUGGGGAAAGAUCAAGUGCAGACUGAGCUGUGGCCAACGUUUGCAGACCAGGAAUCCACACUAGCUCUAAUCAAAGAGCUCUUGGUGUGCGGGAACUGCCAGUUUGCCGACGUCAAAAGAGCCCCAGACUGGGUAAUGGUGAGCCCUGAAGUCGCACCCCAGCUCUGCCACUCAGUGAGCACGGGUAAGUCAUCCACCCUUUCUGGGUGGCCUUGAUGGCCCUCCCUCCUCUGAGACUGAAAGUCAGGGAGGCCAGAAUGCCCAGAGCAGCCUCCUUCCUGUCUCAGGAUAGGAAAGGAUCUCAGGAACCUACCUCAUGUGGUAGCAGCUUCUAUUUGUGGGUUAUAAACAACCCUCCGUUACUGGAAAAAUCAAAUUGCAACCAUAAUCACUAAUCCCAAGCAGUAAAUGUGACACUGGUUAAUUCUACUGUGAGGGCCUAACCACUGGUUCCCUGGAAUGUUGCACACCUUUGGAAUUGGGGCAGUUACACUGUUCUCAUUCACAAGCUUUUUCUCUGAGUUGGCCUUAUCUGAGCACUAGAGUUGGUUGCAGAAGUGUCUUUCUGUAGUUUUCCAAGCACUUUAUGCAGACAGCAAGAAUUACUGAUUUUUAUUACUGUCCUGUCCAUGUGUCCUAACUUUUUUUCACCUCAUAAGACCAAUUUGGCUGAAGCAUGGGACCAACACUGAGUGCUUUGAAAGAAAGCUGUUUGAUUCCUGUUCACUGAAUGCCAUUUCUUUCAGGGUAGAUUUAAGGGCUCUGCCCUUAAAGUACAGUGCUACUGACUCUAGAUUGAGGGCUCGAGCCACCCCGUGGGUUAACUUCAACAGAUGAAAAUUUUUCCUUGGCUACAGCAACAUCCCUAAUCCUGACCAGCCAUGGAGAGGUUCGGUUCUUACAAGGAAAUGAGUGAAUGUGGGAAUGGCUCACCACAUUGGGAAAACAAAACUCACAUCCUGCUGAUGGUUGGCUGAGGACUGUCAUGUCCACAUACAAAGAAAAGCAUGUGGCACAGUUUUAGGACAAAGGUCGUGAUUGCUUUCCCUGAAAGGUCAGGAUAUGGUUUUGUGGAGUUUGAUGAUCUGCGUGAUGCAGAUGAUGCUGUUUAUGAACUGAAUGGCAAAGACCUUUGUGGUGAGCGAGUAAUUGUUGAGCAUGCCCGCGGCCCACGUCGAGAUGGCAGUUACGGUUCUGGACGCAGUGGAUAUGGUUAUAGAAGAAGUGGCCGAGAUAAAUAUGGCCCUCCUACCCGCACAGAGUACAGACUUAUUGUGGAGAAUUUGUCAAGUCGGUGCAGCUGGCAAGACCUAAAGGAUUAUAUGCGUCAGGCAGGAGAAGUGACUUAUGCAGAUGCUCACAAGGGACGCAAAAAUGAAGGGGUGAUUGAAUUUGUAUCUUAUUCCGAUAUGAAAAGAGCUUUGGAAAAGUUGGAUGGAACUGAAGUCAACGGCAGAAAAAUCAGAUUAGUUGAAGACAAGCCAGGUUCCAGACGACGCAGAUCCUACUCCAGGAGCCGGAGCCAUUCAAGGUCUCGCUCUCGAAGCAGACAUUCCCGUAAAAGCAGAAGCCGAAGCGGCAGCAGCAAAAGCAGUCAUUCUAAGAGCAGAUCCCGGUCCAGGUCAGGCUCCCACUCCCGGAGCAAGAGCCGCAGCCGCAGCCAGAGCCGCAGCCGGAGCAAGAAGGAGAAGAGCAGGAGCCCCAGCAAGGACAACAAGAGCCGCAGCCGCAGCCGCAGCCUGGGCAAGAGUCACAGCAAGAACAAAGACCAGGCUGAAGAGAAGAUCCAGAACAACAACAGCACCGGCAAGUCCAAGAGCCGGAGUCCUAGUAGGCACAAAAGUAAAAGCAAGAGUCGGAGCCGGAGUCAAGAGCGGAGAGCAGAGGAGGAGAAGCGGGGGAGUGUGAGCAGGAGCAGGAGCCAGGAGAAGAGCAGGAAUCAGGAGAAGGGCCUCCUCAAGAGCCGCAGCCACAGCCACAGCCGGAGCCGCAGCCGUGGGGGCAGCAGGAGCCGCAGCCGCAGUAAGAGCAAGGACAAGAGCAAGAGCAGGAAGAGAAGCCGGGAGGAGAGCCGCAGCCGCAGUCGCAGCCGCAGCAAGAGCGAGAGGAGCAGGAAGCGGGGCAGCAAGCGAGACAGCAAGGCAGGCAGCAGCAAGAAGAAGAAGAAGGAAGACACCGACCGCUCACAGUCGCGAUCGCCCUCCCGCUCAGUGUCAAAGGAGCGUGAACACACCAAGUCCGAGUCUGGCCAAAGGGAAGGCCGAGGGGAGAGUGAGGAUGCUGGCACCAAUCAGGAGACCCAGUCUAGGUCAAGAUCGAAUUCCAAAUCGAAACCAAACCUUCCGUCAGAAUCACGCUCCAGAUCAAAGUCAGCUUCAAAACCCCGAUCUCGGUCCAAGUCUCGAUCCAGGUCUGCUUCCAGGUCAGCCUCCCGGUCUAGAUCUAGGUCCCACUCAAGGUCCUAA